AUGUCGAACUUCAACAGAGAUGUUGAUCUUCCCGGAUUUUUUCUCGGCCGUGGCACAUCCGAAUAUCGGAAAGAUAUUCACAACAAGUCCCAGAUGAUAAAUCAUCUGAAUUGGUUCCAUAACUACGGGGACGUGACCCUCAACCAAAUCAAUGCCAUUGAAACCUGGCUGCAAAGCGGUGCCACGGGUUCAAUUGAGGAUCAUUACAACCCACGAAAAAGAGGAUCCUCCCCUCCACCAGCACCUCGAGUUACGAAACGCGCAAGGACUAUUAAACGUGCACGUAGAGUUGUGCGUGAAGAACAAGUUGUGGCUCCGGAUCCUCAGCUGAAAGAAUGUUCAAUUUGUGCAGAGGAACUCGCUCUUGCCGACUUCCCUGAUCGAAUCACCGCCGGAUGCGCACAUGAUUCGUCAUGCUGCAAUGGAUGCCUCUCCCAGUCAAUCUGUGUUCAGAUUGAAACAAUUCAAUGGGACCAGCUCGCAUGUCCGGAGUGCCCCGAGCUGUUAUCUUUCGACAAUGUGAAGUCUUUCGCCUCCGAGGCCGAUUUCAUUAGAACGCUCUCCUAUCUUAUAUCAGUGCUGAUCCAAAGUUCACAAACUGUUUUGGGUCCAAACUGUGGGAACGGUCAGAUCCACCAAGAUGGUGAUGCCCAACCAAUCAUGACAUGUGGGACAUGCAGCUUCAAAACCUGCUUCACCCACAAGAUGCCAUGGCAUACUGGCCUCACUUGUGGCCAAUAUGAUGUCCAACAGAGAGGGAAAUCUAAGAAAGACAAAAAGAGCGAAAGACUGAUCAAGAAGGCUACUAAGCCAUGUCCAAACUGUCAAGUUCCGAUCUUGAAAAACAAGGGCUGUGAUCACAUGACUUGCACUCAUUGUGACUAUGAGUUCUGCUGGCUAUGUAUGGCCGAUUAUGAAAGAAUCCUUGAAACUAGUAAUGCGGCACAUGAGCUAAAUUGCUUUCACUAUCGCCCAGAUGGAAGUCGUGGUCCUAGGUAUACUUGAAGAGGUAUCUUGAGAGGAAUUGCUAUUCUCAACAUGGUCCCCUGCAGGGAAAAGUUCACUCACAUAACUGAGAAUAUCGAACAGCAACCGC
This is a messenger RNA of Botrytis sinoallii, 1096 nucleotides long. RefSeq lists its product as uncharacterized. NCBI's taxonomy places the organism in Eukaryota, Fungi, Ascomycota, Leotiomycetes, Helotiales, Sclerotiniaceae. Gene Ontology annotation, molecular function: zinc ion binding; ubiquitin protein ligase activity; ubiquitin conjugating enzyme binding. Gene Ontology annotation, biological process: positive regulation of proteasomal ubiquitin-dependent protein catabolic process; ubiquitin-dependent protein catabolic process; protein polyubiquitination. The record is from RefSeq and is a predicted model, not a curated record. The transcript has 4 exons. Gene Ontology annotation, cellular component: cytoplasm; ubiquitin ligase complex. The coding region runs from base 1 to 1005 and encodes 334 amino acids.